This is a messenger RNA of Phytophthora sojae, 1002 nucleotides long. RefSeq lists its product as hypothetical. Bases 1 to 1002 code for a protein of 333 amino acids. The transcript is spliced from 3 exons. The record is from RefSeq and is a predicted model, not a curated record. Lineage: Eukaryota; Oomycota; Peronosporomycetes; Peronosporales; Peronosporaceae.
AUGCCAGCCAAGUCCACCUCGGCAGUGAGUCUUGCUGAAACUCGUCAACGAAAGGGGCAGCUGUUCGAGAACCCGCAGUUCCAGAAGUGGACGAGCGCCGUCACCAAAGGCUACAAGACGAACUCCGAAGCGGCUGAAAUGGCGAUUGCCUCGACGUUGGCGAUGCAACUCGGUGAGGAUGUCCUCGCAAAGAUGGUCAUGGAGGCGAAGUUAGUGGCGAGUACGAAGGGCGUGGAUGUCAAACUGGAGGAGGCUCAGCUGCACUACUGGCCGGCCAAGCAGCAGACAGCAGAGCAAACGACGAGGCUGGCAGGAAAACAAGCAAACGAACAAGUCUACAAAAUCCUUCGAGCGUCUUACGCCGACGACGAGCUGGCCGUGAUCCUACUGGGAGCGAAGAAACACUUGAUGGGCGAUGUUGCUCAGAGACUGGAGAAGGUGCAGCAGAAGGUUUGGACUGGUGAAAAGAAAACCGCGGAGGCAGUGUUCGCCUCGCUGAAGCUGGGGGGCUACCAGGGUGAUGGUGUUUUUAAGAGCCCGGCGUUUAGCUACUGGGUCGACUAUGUGACGAAGCUGAGUCCUGAGAAGGCGGACGAGUUAAUGCUGUCGACUCCGAAGACGAGUUACAAGGACGAUGUUCUGGCCAAAAAGGUUGUUACAGCGAAGGAGGGUUCCUCUACAAAGCCUAUUGCUGGGCAGUUGGAGAAUGCUCAGAUGAAGGACUGGCUGCGCAACAAACGGUCAGUGGAUGAUGUCUUUAAACUGUUAAGGCUGGACGACGAAGUUGAUAACCUACUGCAGUCCCCACUGCUGAGCAACUGGGUGAUUUACUUGGGGAAGUUGGAUGAAAACCCGUACACUAUAUUACUGGGGAAACUGAAGACUUUCAAGCUCACAGCCACUGACGAUAAGCUCGUCGACAUGCUCACGAAGGCAAAUCAAGAUGUCAGUACCAGUGUGCUUGCUGAUAAGUUGGAGACGGCACAGCUCGACAAUGGCUGA